CUUUAUAGACAUCUGAACUGUCCCUACAGACAUUGGACCCCUCUGCUACUAGGGUUCUACUGUUUUUUCCUAACUAAAAACCCCUUCUUUAACAGAAGCAUAUACUUAUUAUUCUCCUCCUUGUACAUUGAAAACUCCACACAUAGUAAAAAAAAUAUAUGUAACAAAAUCUUGGCGGAGUUUUCUAUAGUUAAUAGCUUAUGAUUUUGUCAACAAGUUUUGAUCUUUUCUAAAAAAGCUUUCUUUUUGUGGGAUUAACUUUGAUAAGGGAAUUUGGGUUUUGGUUUUCUUUGUAAAAAUGGCAGUAGUGGGAGAUUUAGCUUUGAUGGGGACUAAGAUUAAGUUAAUUGGUAAAUUUGAGAAAAGGGUAUUUGGUGUUCCACUUUCUUCAAGUACAAGAUUUAGUUUUUCUCAUGUUAAAAACUUGGAUGUCAGAAAAUCAAGAACUGCAGUCAGAGCAGUGAUGCAAGUUGAGAAAAUUCAAAGUUCAGGUGAACUGAAAGAAGGGUCUUUAGGCUUUGAUGUUGUGUCAGAAAGGGAGCUUAAAGAAAAUGGAUUUUUGGGGUUAAGGAAGACAAAGCUUGUGUGUACAAUUGGACCAGCUUGUUCUUCUAUAGAUGAGUUGGAGAAAUUGGCUAUUGCAGGUAUGAAUGUGGCUAGGCUAAAUAUGUGUCAUAACUCAAGGGAGUGGCAUCAAGAUGUUAUUAGAAAGAUUAAGAAGUUGAAUCAAGAAAAAGGUUAUUGUGUAUCAGUUAUGAUUGAUACAGAGGGGAAUCAAAUACAAGUUGAUCAUGGCUCUUCAUCUUCUGUCAAAGCAGAGGAGGAUUCAAUCUGGUACUUUACUACAGAGAAGUUUGAAGGUUCUCGUCCAUUUACAAUUCAAGCAAAUUAUGAAGGUUUUUCUGAAGGUGUCAAUUCUGGUGAUGAAAUUGUCAUUGACGGAGGAAUGGCAACUUUUGAAAUUAUAGAGAAAGUUGGUAAUGGUUUGCGCUGCAAGUGCACAGACCCCGGUCUACUUCUGCCUAGAGCUAAGUUGAGUUUUUGGAGAGAUGGAAAGCUUUUAGGAAGAGAUUAUGAUCUCCCGACUUUAUCAACAAAGGAUUGGUCAGACAUUGUAUUUGGAAUAUCUGAAGAUAUCGAUUUCAUUGCAGUUUCAUUUGUAAAAGACGCGGAGCCAAUCACACAUCUGAGGGACUACCUCUCAAUUACAUCCUCCAAGGCAAUAAAAGUGUUGGCAAAGAUAGAGAGCCUAGAGUCUCUCCGAAGGUUGGAAGAGAUUGUUGAGGCUUCCGAUGGGAUUAUGAUAGCAAGGGGAGAUCUAGGAGUUGAGAUUCCACUUGAACAGAUUCCAUCUGUUCAGAAAGAUAUUACUUAUGUUUGCAGGCAGCUCAACAAGCCCGUUAUCGUGGCCUCUCAACUUCUAGAGUCAAUGGUCGAAUACCCCACUCCAACUAGAGCAGAGGUUGCAGAUGUUUCUGAAGCGGUACAACAGUAUGCUGAUGCAUUAAUGUUAUCUGGUGAGUCAGCCAUUGGAUCAUAUGGAAUGAAGGCUCUUUCUGUCUUGCGCACAACUAGCACCCGAAUGGAACAAUCAUGUCGCGAAGAGAACAGGCAAACUUUAUUGCAUCAGCGCAAACUUGGAGCAUCUUUACCAGAUCAAAUUGCUGAGCAAAUCUGCAAUUGUGCAGUGGAAAUGGCUGACAACCUAGGGGUGGAUGCUAUAUUUGUGUACACAAGGCAUGGGAAGAUGGCAUCUCUUCUCUCACGCAAUCGUCCAAAUCCUCCAAUAUUUGCCUUCACAAACGACAACAGCACACAGAUGGCUCUCAAUUUGCAAUGGGGAGUUACUCCCCUUCUCACUGACCUUUCAGACGACAUGGAAGGAAACGUUAAGAAAACAGUCGAACUUAUAAAAGCAAAGGGGAUGAUAAAGAAGGAUGAUGCUAUUUUGGUGGUAUCAGAUAUCAUUCUAAUUUCUACUGCCAGAACAAUUUUCCAGUCCAUUCAGGUUAUGACCAUAACAUAGGAUAUCUUAGAUAUUGCAUUAUGGUUUCUUGUAUGUUUGGAACAGAAACUCCUUUUACUAUUUUGAUAACACCUACUUUUGUUGUAUGCCAUAUUCUAUUCUGUUUAGUUUUUGUUUUCUACUUCAAA
Messenger RNA from Solanum pennellii, 2154 nucleotides. RefSeq names its product pyruvate kinase isozyme A, chloroplastic-like. Bases 299 to 2026 code for a protein of 575 amino acids. The record is from RefSeq and is a predicted model, not a curated record. Gene Ontology annotation, molecular function: pyruvate kinase activity; potassium ion binding; magnesium ion binding. The transcript is spliced from 7 exons. Gene Ontology annotation, biological process: glycolytic process. Gene Ontology annotation, cellular component: cytoplasm. Lineage: Eukaryota; Viridiplantae; Streptophyta; Magnoliopsida; Solanales; Solanaceae.